UCCAGCGAGGCCACCGAGUUCAGCCAGGGGCAGUACGGCAUCCUGGCCUUGGGGGGUGGUUAUCUCCACUGGGGCCACUUUGAGAUGAUCCGCCUGACCAUCGGCCGCUGCAUGGACCCCAAGACCAUGUUUGCUGUGUGGCGCGUGCCAGCCCCCUACAAGCCCAUCACCCGGAAGAGCCUGGGGCACCGCAUGGGGGGCGGCAAAGGACCCAUCGACCACUACGUGACAGCAGUGAAGAGCGGGCGCCUGGUCGUCGAGGUGGGUGGGCGCUGCGAGUUUGGGGAGGUGAAACACUUCCUCACGCAGGUGGCCAGGAAGCUGCCCUUCCCUGCGGUGGCCGUCAGCCGCGACACGCUCCAGCGCAUGCAGAAGGAGGAGGAGGAGAAGCAGCUCAACAACCAGAACCCCUGGACCUUCGAGCGCAUCAUCACAGCCAACAUGCUGGGGAUGCGCAAGUACCUCAGCCCCUACGACCUGAGGUUCAAGGGACGCUACUGGGGCAAGUUCUUCCUGAAACACAGGGUGUAACGCGCAGGGGGGGGCUGGGCUGCCUUAAUAAAUCUCCCCCCAUAACUUCUUGUACUUGCUGCUG
Messenger RNA from Struthio camelus australis, 595 nucleotides. NCBI's taxonomy places the organism in Eukaryota, Metazoa, Chordata, Aves, Struthioniformes, Struthionidae. The record is from RefSeq and is a predicted model, not a curated record.